UCCUCCGAGAUGCUCUACUAGGCUUGUAGCAUAGUGCUUCCUUCUUUUUAUCUCCAUCAUCCUUGCAGACUCAUCGUCCAAAUCAUCUAGAAAACUUCUCUGUUUUACAGUUGCAAAUCUUCCUAUAUAUUCUCUCUAGUACCUAUCGAAUAAUAAUAUUAAUGGCUCAUAUACACCUCCUAGGCUCCUACGAUUGAGUGAGAGUGUUCGUGACUCUCACGAUCAACAAACUAGUUUACCAAACAUGUCCAUAUGAUAACUCCUUAGAACUAGAAACCCUUUUCCAGAGUUCAUAGAAUUCACAAAAAACAACCACCAUGGCUGUAAACAUAGUUCAGAGCAAACCCGUUUUCAUAUGCGGAUUAGCGAUGGCUCUGUUAAUGGUUUGGACUCUCUGGUCUUCAGUUAUGUCUUGGGCAACCAUGUUAGACGUGACUAAGACGAAUAUCACACCGGCACAAGACGGCGCCGCCACACAAAACUGCACCACGGCGGCGCGUGGAGUCGACCCGAUUGACCCGACUUUCUACGACGACCCGGAAGUGAGCUACUCGAUAGAGAAACCGAUCAAGGACUGGGACGAGAAGAGGAGGGAGUGGCUGAAGCAUCAUCCUUCGUUCGCUGCCGGAGCCGAGGAUCGGGUUUUUGUCCUCACGGGAUCGCAGCAGUGGCCGUGUAAGAACCCGAUCGGCGAUCAUUUGCUUCUGAGGCUUUUCAAGAAUAAAGUUGAUUACUGUCGAAUCCACGGGUACGAUGUUUUCUACAAUAAUGCCUUGCUGCACCCGAAUAUGGCCGCUUAUUGGGCCAAGAUACCGGUUGUUCGGGCGACAAUGGUGGCCCACCCGGAAGCGGAGUGGAUCUUUUGGGUUGAUUCGGAUGCUGUGUUUACUGAUAUGGGUUUUAAGCCACCGUUGGAGAGGUAUAAAAGCCAUAACCUGGUGGUGGAUGGAUGGCCCAACUUGAUCUACGAGAAGAAGAGUUGGAUCGGUGUGAACGCAGGGGUGUUCUUGAUCCGAAAUUGUCAGUGGUCUAUGGAGUUUUUAGAUGUGUGGGCCAGUAUGGGCCCACAGACCCCGAACUAUGAAAAAUGGGGUCAAAUCUUAACUUCAACACUCACAGAUAAGAUGUAUCCGGUUUCAGACGAUCAAUCAGCUCUAGUUUAUUUGCUUCUGAAAGAGAAGGACAAGUGGGGGAGGAAGAUUUACGUAGAGAAUGAGUACACGUUGAGUGGGUAUUGGGCUGGCAUAGUGGACUCACUGGAUAGAAUUGAAGAUAGUUAUGAUGAGAGAAGAGAGAAUGGAGUGAGCAAUUUGAGGAGACGGCAUGCUGAGAAGGUAAGUGAAGCAUAUGUUGAGGAGGGGGGAGGUGGUGGCGGAGUUAGGCGGCCGUUUGUUACGCAUUUUACUGGGUGUCAACCGUGUAGUGGGGAUCACCCGGGUUACACCGAUGAGGCCUGCUGGAACGGGAUAGAGAAAGCUUUGAAUUUCGCUGAUAACCAGGUGCUUCGUAAUUACGGCUUCGUGCGCCCUGACCUACUCAAUACCUCCUCCCCCUUGCCUGUGCAGUUUGAUUUUCCAUCAUAAAAGAUCAUUUAAAAAAUAGUGGUAAUUUUUAUUUUUAUUUUUAUUAAGCAAGUACUAUAGGGAACAAAAUGUGUAGUCUAUUGUUCAUGUAUUGUUUUUUUUUUGGUUAACUAAAAUGACUGUUACCCUGGUGUUUCAAUGUUAAUCACCCUCUUAAGUA
Messenger RNA from Camellia sinensis, 1743 nucleotides. RefSeq names its product putative glycosyltransferase 7. Gene Ontology annotation, molecular function: galactosyltransferase activity. Lineage: Eukaryota; Viridiplantae; Streptophyta; Magnoliopsida; Ericales; Theaceae. The record is from RefSeq and is a predicted model, not a curated record. Gene Ontology annotation, cellular component: trans-Golgi network; endosome; membrane.